Messenger RNA from Ectocarpus siliculosus, 994 nucleotides. The record is from the annotation of a GenBank genome assembly. Lineage: Eukaryota; Phaeophyceae; Ectocarpales; Ectocarpaceae.
AUGCAGGAUAUCAUUCUCCAAAUUAUUGGCGAUAUUGGUGUGGCGGGCGCUACUUACCGCUCCAUGGAGUUCGCAGGUUCAGCUUUGGGCCAACUCUCCAUGGAAGAACGGCAAACUCUGUGCAACAUGGCAAUCGAAGCCGGAGGGAAAAAUGGAGUGAUUCCUGCAGAUGACGUCACUACGGCGUACGUGAACGCCAGGAACGCAGGGAAUAAGCCAUACGAAAUAUUCAAGGCCGAUCCCAACGCCAAGUACUUCUCGAAGAAAAGGUACGACAUGAGCAACCUUGAGCCUGUUGUGGCCAAGCCCCACUCUCCAGACAACAAGGCUUUGGCCAAGGACUGCCGCGGUACUAAAAUCGACCGCGUCUACAUUGGCUCUUGCACUGGAGGGAAGACCGAGGAUUUUGCUGCUGCAGCGCGGAUACUCCAAAACCAAAAGGUUCGGGUACCGACUUUUCUGGUGCCUGCUACUCAGAAGGUGUACAACGAUAUCCAGACGUUGAAGAUCGGUGGACGAACGCUGGCAUCAAUUUUCCGCGAGGCCGGGUGCUUGGAACCUGCUUCUCCUUCCUGCGCUGCAUGCCUAGGGGGGCCAGCUGACACGUACGCCCGCAUGAACCAGCCUUUCCAAUGCGUCUCCACCACCAACCGCAACUUCCCUGGACGCAUGGGACACAAGGACGCUGGCAUCUACCUGGCAUCACCCUACACGGCUGCGGCAUCGGCCAUCACGGGUUAUGUGACAGACCCUCGCGAGGUGUUCGCGUUCGAUCAGGACAAGCGUUGGGCCAUUGAGGAUAUUUUGACCGACAGUGCCCGUGUGGAGGGCCAGGAGAUGCAUCUUGCUUGAUUGUGACUAACCCGAAAUACGGGAUCGGGGCAAAAUGAUAGGGUACUGGUGGAGAAUAACCCACGGCGAUCAGGUUGUCUUUUGAUGUCGUCGACGAUUUCCACCAUGUCAAUGCGUGUUGACCUCUGUGAAUGUAUUUCCU